Cuscuta europaea is the source of this 2073-nucleotide messenger RNA. The record is from the annotation of a GenBank genome assembly. NCBI's taxonomy places the organism in Eukaryota, Viridiplantae, Streptophyta, Magnoliopsida, Solanales, Convolvulaceae.
GCAUGUCACAAAGGCUCUGUUUCUCUGUUCAACAAUGGGAAAUCUACAGAAGACAGGACCAGAGAGAGACAGGAAAGGAACCUGAAAUUUUGCCAUUUUCGAGAUAAAAGUUAAAGCCUGAAGCGGUGGGUAAUCAUCACGGAGUUUAGAAUUUUGGAAGGAGGCGAGAAAGACUAUGAAUCCAUUAGUAAUUUAAGCACAAAAGAAUUUUGAAAAUUGGAGAGAGAGAUGGAAAUAAAGGGAAAAAGUAAAGCGAGUAGGAACAUAAAGAAGGAAGAAGAGUUGAAAAGAAGAGUUUUGGUGGGGAAAAGAGGGGGCAAUUCUACUCCUUCACAAAAAUGGAGAUAUGGGUUGGCUCAUACUGAUGGUUCUCUUGUUCAAGAUCCUACCUUUCUUUCUACCCCUCUCACUGUUAGAAAACUUGGGUCUAUUUUGUGGGAAAUUCAGCAACCCCACCUCCUAUUCAAGAUGAACAAAGCUCAAUCCAGGUUCAACUAUUCCAAAGACAAAGGUUUUCUCCUUCCUUCCCCACCAGAUCAGGCAGCUGAUGAUUCAAGCAGGCAUGUAGCUGCAUUAAGGAAGCAGCAUAAUCAAUCUAUUGCAAAAAAUGGUGAUUCUAUACUGUUUGAUUCCCUUGAAGGUUGCAGUAGCUCAAUGGAGAUUUCACCUUGUAGACAUGUGUUGCAUCCCAAGGGUAGAAGCGGAAAUACAGAUUACCACCUCAAAACAUCCACAGAGCUACUACGGGUACUAAACAGGAUUUGGAGUCUUGAAGAACAACAAGCGUCACAUAUAUCGCUGGUUAAGUCACUUAAAAAGGAACUAUGUCGCUCCAAAAUCCAAAUUAAAGAACUCCAAGAAGAGAAGAAGAAGAUCUACAAGAAAGGCCCAAAUGGAAUGGAGAAGUUACAAAAUCCAGAGGAUAGUCAAUCUUUCUUUAAUGCAAAGAUAGAACAUGAACGAGAAAGGAAGGCACGGACUAUGCUGGAAGACUUAUGUGAUGAGUUCGCCAAAGAAAUAAAAAAGUAUGAAAUAGAAGUACGGUCCUUGAAGUCCAAAUCAAGAAAAGAUCAGAUGUUUGAGGAUCCAAAUGAUAAAUUGAUUCUUCAUAUUUCAGAAGCUUGGCUAGACGAGCGUAUGCAGAUGAAGGCCAUCGAGGGUUCUGAUAAUUCAGAUAACGAAACAAUCUUGGGAAAGUUAAGCUCUGAAAUAGAAGAGUUUCUCAAAUCCAAAAAGUAUGUCAAUGGCAGAAGAAAUCACGUGCCAUUGUUGAAUCAAGAAAACAAAAGUGCUCCACAAAAUGAGAUUGUUGGAGAAUCCUCUAAUGGCGGACUGCAUAAGCAAGAAGAGAUAACAGAAUCAAAUCCUACGAUGAAAAAAUGUCAAUCCGAACGACUGCCUGAAUUGCCUAUUUUUUUCAGUCUAAAUAUGCGAUCCAAAGAUAAGAUUUAUGAGGUCAAAGAAUCAAAGGGUCUUGAGGGAAGAAAGAGUAAGCACAUAAGUACCCGACGUUCUUUGUUCAAUGGUUUGCUCAGAAGCCAUACAUUGUCACGGGGAUGUAAGCCAAAUGAAAAUGAGGAUAAGCAUACAGAACAAAGUUUUGAUCCUUUGAAUGGUCCAGAGGAAAAGGGGACAUCAUACAAAAUAGGUCAGGAGCCACCUGAAAAAAUGCCUCAUGCCUCUAAGGAUCGUUUACUGAAGGAAAAACUGCCUCAUGAAAUGAAGCGCGGAUAGAAAGGAAAGAUAGACCACUUAAACGUUUCUUAAGGUUUUAACAGGAUCCCUAACCUCACAUUAACUCCUAAUUGGUGUGAUAUACCCCUUGCAGUUGAGCGUGCACUGAUUUGUUUAUAGACACCUCCCAAAAGGUGUCUAAUGGAGUUGGGUGUAAUCUUAUGUAUAGGCUUGGAAAAUCCUAAAACUACUGAACUCUAUAGAAAUGUAAUAUUUUUGCCUGAAACCAUUUAGUUGGUGUUUGCCACUUGUAGUUCAUGUAAAGUGCUUUGUUAAAGUCAUUCUGUAAAGAAGUAUCAAAGUAAACAUGAAUACAUUGAUAUAUAUAUAUAUACAUUC